UCGCUCGUGUCAGUACGAUCAGAGUUUUGUAGCCGGCCGCACACGCCAGGCAAACCCAGCAGCAGCAGCAGCACCAGCGCGCGUGUGUGUAUUGGACCGCGAAUGUGCCGCGCUACGAUUUGUGUUUCUUCCGGCUGUGCUGUUUCGGCGGGGCCCGCGUUGUUUUGAUUGACAGAAACAUACGGUAGUAGUAGGAAGGGAGGAGGAAGGUUUGUGCGCUAACGGCGGAGCGGGGAAGCGGUCUAUUUGCAUCGGGGGAUGUCGAAAGUUCACAGCGAAAUUUAACCGUGUGCCAGAUUCUCUGACGCUUUAAUUGCAACAAAAUAUACCUCAACAACAGUGCAUUAGUAAGUGAGAUUGUUUAUGACAGUUCAAAGAACCGCCCCGAAAUUCGUUCAGUGUUCAGUGACCAGCAGGGAAGCAGCAGCAGCAGCGGUGGAACACAAAUCAAAUGAAAACUCCAAGUGAAAGGACAAAGCGUUUGCUUGUCGUGACGACUGUGCCGCCAUCGGCGGGCGCCGCAUUCCUGCUGCCCAGCGGCGAUCAGAUGCGAGUUCGAUCGUGAAGUGCUGCAGCCUUGCCCAAAACCCAGCAGCCCAGCCGAGGUUCGCGUCUUAUUGCCUCGCUGCUAGACGCCCCAGUGUAAUUUUUGCCACUCACCGCGGUCCCCGUCAGCUAAUCAACCAAUCAGAGGGCCGCGCAGAGAGAUAUAGCGUGUUAUUUAGUGUUUAGGGUAAUUACACAGUGUGCAACAGUGACAACUCGCCCUCCAAGGACGAACUAAGCCAACAAGUGCCUGCGCUAGUCUCUCAGUGAAUCGGAGGCAACAUGUUCUCCUCAUUGCCACCGAGCGCCACCGGCGGCGAUGUCGUAGUCGGCAACGUCAAGAAAGGUCCCAGCAAUUGGUUCUGGUCGUUGCGCCGCCAGCCGAAGCCGAAAAAGGCGAUCCUCGAGCCGGACAAACCACUGCAAAAGAGCUGCGUCGAUCUACCGUCCGCCACUACGAACGGGGGCUCCCCCGGUCCGUUCGGAACGUUGCCAACCCGACUCGAUGAGGUGGUGUCCACCAGCAGUUCCACCAUCGAGCGUCCCUCACCCGCCUGUACGUGCGAGUACGUGCAGGUGUUCGAACCACCGGAAACGACGGGCAGCAUCUCCACGACGGCCACCAUCACGAAGACCGUGUCCCGGCACCACCAGCACGCCGACAAACUGCUCGAAUCUGCCUCGUCCGACAGCAAUCUUGCCUUAAGCUCUGCUGCCUCCUCUCCGUUGGAGGGUGCUGCCAACGGGCUGCAACCGUACGCGACGAACAGUUUGCGACGCCGCAAGGAUCAGCAGGUCGUGUACGGUGCGAAAACGGUCACAACCGUCACGAAGACGACCGUACUGAACCGUCAGCGGACGUACCGGGUGGGGCUGAUCUUCAGUGAUAAUGGAGAGCUGCUGAACAGUAACCUCGACCUGCGACAGCUGGUGGAGGAAAGUAAGCGCAACUUCCUGAACGCGCUCGAGAACGGUGGUCCGAUGGAGGAUGGUUCUGCCAUUCCACCACCGCCCCGGUUAGCGCAAGAACCGGCCAACGAAGCUAACAACAACGAACGGUUAAAGGAAGCUGCCAGACGUCCGGAGUUGCAGCAGCAGUUUAGCAUACUGGACGACAGCAACUUUGACUUCAUCGAUGACAGUGCCGAUCUGUUCAACCGCAACUACCCGCAUCAGCCGCCGCCGGUGUCGGCAUCAUCGGUCGGGCUAGAACCAAGGUCACUGGUCGCAGCGGCAACAUCGGCGGGAGCAGCUUCGACGUUCCCCAUUACCAAAGUGUUGCGUAUGUGCAACAACUGUAAAAAUAGAAGUAAUCUAGUCUACCAGCGAAGCUGCUCCCAGCCCCAUCGUAAGCAAAUCAACGAUGAGCUGAACGAGGUCGAGUCGGAGAUGAAAGCCCACGAAAGCAAGGAAGAGAACAAACAUUCCAACAAAGACAAACAGAUGGCGCUGGGGCGGAAAAAGUUCAACAUGGAUCCAAAGAAAGGAAUAGAAUUUUUAUACGAAAACCAGCUGCUAAGGACGGAUCCGCAGGACGUGGCACAGUUCCUAUACAAGGGAGAAGGUCUCAACAAAACGGCCAUCGGCGAUUAUCUGGGCGAAAAGAACGACUUUAACGAGCAGGUGUUGAAGGCCUUUGUAGAGUUACACGAUUUUACGAAUCUUAUACUGGUGCAAGCUUUAAGACAAUUCCUCUGGUCAUUCAGACUGCCCGGCGAGGCGCAGAAGAUCGAUCGCAUGAUGGAAUGCUUUGCCCAGCGGUACUGCCAGCUCAAUCCGGACAUCUUCACCAACACGGACACGUGCUACGUGUUGAGCUUUGCCAUCAUUAUGCUCAACACCUCGCUCCACAAUCCAUCGGUAAAAGAGAAGCCCACGGUUGAACAGUUCAUUUCCAUGAACCGUGGUAUCAACAAUGGAGGCGAUUUGCCGCGCGAACUGUUAGAGUCCCUGUACGAGUCGAUACGAGCUGAACCGUUUAAAAUACCUCAGGACGAUGGGAACGAUCUGAUGCACACCUUCUUCAACCCGGACAAGGAGGGCUGGCUGUGGAAGCAGGGCGGAAGAUACAAAUCGUGGAAACGAAGAUGGUUUAUCCUGAACGAUAACUGUCUGUACUACUUCGAGUACACCACCGACAAGGAGCCGAGAGGGAUCAUUCCAUUGGAAAACAUUGCGGUGCGCGAGGUAACGGACCGGAGCAAACCGCACUGCUUCGAGCUGCACGCCAGCGGCGGGGCCGACAUCAUCAAGGCGUGCAAAACCGACAGCGAGGGUAAGGUGGUGGAAGGUAAGCACACCGUCUACCGGAUGUCGGCCGCGACCGAGGAGGAGCAGCAGGAGUGGAUCACCCGCCUGAACCAGUCGAUCAGCCACAACCCGUUCCACGACAUUCUAGUACAAAGGAAAAAGAAAGCCCUGGCCAAAAGUUAGUUAGCACUGUCCUGUUUGAAGAACUAAAACAAACAACAACAACAAAUGCCCCCAAUACCCGAAUGAAAAUGAAAACAAAAACCACUCCCUCCACUCCUUCACUUCCCGUCCCACCCCAAUCUUCAAAAUCAAUCAGAAUGCAGGCGCUAAACACACACACAUUUAAAGGCAUAGAAAACGAAUUGUGAAAUCAAUCUAAAAACAAACACAAAACAAUGCCCGCAAAUGUUCUCAUCCGCCACUGUUCCAUUAAGUUGCGAUCGAAGAGGCAAAAUUUAAUGUAAAAAAACAAGCAAUCAGAGAGAAAGGGGUAGAUUGAAAUAGGGUUUCUUCUUCAGAAACCGAUCGUCAGCCAACGAAAACUCUCUAAAUGCGUUGUAGAGAUCAAACUGAUGGUCCCGUGGAAGAUGUUAACAUUGUUCCAUACCGCCAAAAGCGUUAAAUUUAAACUAACAAUUCAUUCUCACGGACGGCAUAUGAAGAAAAUUAGGAAAAAGAGAGAGAGAGAUAGAGAAAAAAAAUCAAACGAAAAAAAAACCCCGUUCAGGCAACCAUCCAACAUGCAUCGGCUGCGCAUACGAUCGUGCUUUUCUUUCCAUUAACUGCUUAUACUGCUCCUGCUCCCCAAAUGCGGCCCAUGAUGGGGGAGAAAGCCAAAUCAUCUGCUUGUUCGUGUGUUUAUGUUGCGUUUUGUGUGUGGCUAGCGAGUGAUAAUACCCCGACAUCAUUUGUGGCCAUGUGUGUGUGUGUGCGUGCGUACGUGUGCUACCGCUCUGUGCUGCUGUAACCUCUGUAAGCUGGUUCCCUGUGUGGGACCAGCACAACUGGUGUGCGUGUGCGGUGGGAUGGGAUGGUUCCUAUCUGUUUUGAUUAAUUGUUUGUUCGUUUCGAGCGUUAGGUUAAGUUAGUUCGAUGAAAAAGUUAGUUAAAUUCCGGUUCAAGUGCGCUUUUGAUGUAAGUGAAGGGAGAAGAUACUAGGGGUCCACACGCCGUCCCACGUUUAGAUUCCAUUGUCGUUGCUGCCGUUGCGUUCUGUUUAGAUUAAUUCGCUCCCCCAUUUCGUUUGGUGUGGCGGCUUCGGUUCGUGGGCGCUUGGGGAGGCAGGGAAAUGAAUGCUCCCCCCCCACAACUGUUCGUAUGAGCCUUUUUGCAACGGUGCAUUCCCAGCCCGGUGGAAUGUGUGUUUUAAUUUGUGUUAGGUCAGUAUUUCCGCUGCCGUGUCCUCGUGGUGGCAAUCCCGUUGCUUUGCUGCUGCCUCCAUUCUCACAGUCAGUCGAUCGUUGGAGGUUGUUAAAGCAGCAGGUGAAGGAUAGGAGAAAAUAAGCGGAAAAUGCGUAGUAUGUUUAGGUAAACGGCGACAGUGAUCCAACCGUUGGAUCGUAACUGUGAUCAUGAAUGGAUAGCGUUAGAAAGAGAGAGAGAGAGCGAGCCACGUGAAAAUGCUUCUUUUUGCGCAAUAUAGGAACAAUGCAUGGACAAAACCACUCUACUACAUUGUAAAUAUACAUAUACAGUCAGCUAGCUAACCGUUAUUGAAAUGAGCUUUUUUGAGUGGUUGAGCUUUGGAGGGGUCAAUUUGUUUAGUUCCAUUGUCUCCAACCAGAUCUUGUCCCCUUUCACUGGUGUUGAGUGUUAAGUUGAUUGCUAAUUUACUCCUUAAAUUUCGAACAUAAAUCGUGCGUGGCAGAACAACACAAAGCAUCUAUGCUGAUGAUGCCCAAUGAAACAAUGAACCCCAAACGUGUGUGUGAUGUAGGUGUGUAAUAUAUAAAACUAUAAGGUAGAAAGGAGUGCCGCAACCACAGCAUCAUAAGUAAGGAUUGCCUGCAAGGCAGUAUUUUACAAUCCCACACCUCCUCAACAACGCCUCGGUUCUCUCUGGCACGUUGUUCCCCCUUUUUUCACACGCACCUUUUGCCCACUUUCGCGUUACCGCGUUUCCUUAUUUAUAGACACCGACGCCUCCACCGACCAGUGAACACACGCAUAGUCCUCCCAGUCCUCCCACCGAGACACUGCUGCACCCCCCGUAAAGCUCCCUUUCCUCCUCGUGGUGUGUAAUUGUAACUAUCCCUAUUUAACUCGCGCAUACUCUCUUCCACUCAUACAAACACUGUACAACCGCCCUGUUUGUGUCAACUGCUCUGGCCUCUCUUGGCGGCAUUGAGCUUUAUAAAGCAGCACCACAAGAGGAAGCGGGAGAGCUUCCUUUAUACUACAUACGCAAUCACCAUUAUAAUUGUACGGGAAAAGGACCGAAAGGUAGGGAUAAAAUAGGGAAGAGUUAAUAUGGAACAGGGGACAAUGAGGAUAAAAACAAAGCUAAAAAAAGGAAAGUGAUUUUAGGGAGGACGAUACUAACUGAUGAUGAUAAUGCGGACGGUGUGUGGUGUUGUAGGCUAAAUUUAUAUAGCGCGCCUGUAGUUGUAAUCAUGGUACUGAACACACAUUAUAAUAAGGUUUGGAAACAAGAAGAAUGGAGUGUAAAAGAAUAA
This is a messenger RNA of Anopheles arabiensis, 5474 nucleotides long. It is a transcript of the gene step, whose product is annotated as cytohesin-1. Gene Ontology annotation, biological process: regulation of ARF protein signal transduction. The record is from RefSeq and is a predicted model, not a curated record. Gene Ontology annotation, molecular function: guanyl-nucleotide exchange factor activity. The coding region runs from base 829 to 2979 and encodes 716 amino acids. NCBI's taxonomy places the organism in Eukaryota, Metazoa, Arthropoda, Insecta, Diptera, Culicidae. The transcript is spliced from 10 exons.